AUGUACAUCUUUGAACCUAGGGAAGCCUGGCUCGUAUCUAAGGAUCGCAAGUCACUUUUCGGUCAAGGCAUUAUAGCUGCAAAUGGCCCAAUUUGGUACCACCAAAGGAAGAUUAUUGCUCCUGAGUUCUACUUUGUUAGGGUUAAGGGUAUGGUGGAUUUGAUGGUGGACUGUACAACCACCAUGUUAAGAUCUUGGGAGAGUAAAAUCGAAGGCGAGGGAGGAAUUGCAGUCUUUGGAGUUGAUGAGGAUUUGAGAAGCUUGUCAGCAGAUAUAAUAUCAAGAACAUCCUUUGGAAGUAAUUAUUCACAAGGCAAAGAAAUUUUCUUAAAGCUCAGAACUCUUCAGAAAAUCAUGUACCAGAGAUACAUUGGGGUUCCAGGUGCAAGAUACUUGGCAACCAAAAACAACAGAGAGAUAUGGAGAUUAGAGAAAGAGAUCAACUCAAUGAUAUUAAGGGUAGCGAAGCAACGCAGUGCUGAGGCAACUUAUGAAAAGGACCUUCUCCAAAUGAUUAUCGAGGGAGCCAAAAAUUAUGAAGAUACUGACAGCCUAUUUUCAGGCAUCUCCCAGGAUAAUUUCAUAGUGGAUAAUUGCAAGAGUAUAUACUUUGCUGGCCACGAAACCACUGCCAUCACAGCAUCAUGGAGCUUGAUGUUACUAGCUGCAUAUCCAGAGUGGCAAGCUCGUGCCCGUGCUGAGGUACUUGGAAUUUGCAUGGAUCGCAUUCCAGAUGCUGAUAUGCUUCAAAGCAUGAGAAUAUUGAAUAUGGUGAUUCAAGAAACCUUGCGCUUGUACGCGCCGUCAAUGUUUGUUGGAAGAGAAGCCUUGGACGAUAUUGAGCUCAACGGCAUUCUAAUUCCCAAACGAACGAACAUUCUGAUUCCAAUCCCAAUACUGCACCGGCUGCCUGAUAUCUGGGGGCCUGAUGCCCUUGACUUCAAUCCAAAAAGAUUUGAGCAUGGAAUUCUUGGGGCUUGCAAGUUUCCUCAGGCUUAUAUGCCAUUUGGAGUUGGUGCUCGAAUUUGUCUUGGCCAACACUUAGCCAUGACAGAAUUGAAGGUGAUUCUGUCUCUUAUUUUAUCCAAGUUUUGCUUCACACUCUCCCCUGCAUACCAACACUGCCCAACUGCUAGUAUGGUUAUUGAACCUGAACAUGGAGUAAGUCUCCAAGUGAGGAGAGUGUGA
Messenger RNA from Prunus armeniaca (apricot), 1188 nucleotides. NCBI's taxonomy places the organism in Eukaryota, Viridiplantae, Streptophyta, Magnoliopsida, Rosales, Rosaceae. The record is from the annotation of a GenBank genome assembly.